Oncorhynchus gorbuscha (pink salmon) is the source of this 525-nucleotide messenger RNA. RefSeq names its product lysosomal alpha-glucosidase-like. Lineage: Eukaryota; Metazoa; Chordata; Actinopteri; Salmoniformes; Salmonidae. Gene Ontology annotation, molecular function: alpha-1,4-glucosidase activity. The record is from RefSeq and is a predicted model, not a curated record. The transcript has 4 exons. Bases 64 to 525 code for a protein of 153 amino acids.
AGGUUCCCCAAGGACGUGAGAACGUAUGGGAUAGACAGACAGUUCCUAUGGGGGAAGAGUUUGAUGGUGACACCAGUAUUAGAUCCAGGUGUGGACUAUGUUGUGGGCUACUUCCCUCAGGGUCUCUGGUACGACUACUACACGGGUGAUUCUAUCCGUAGUAAAGGAGAAGAGUUGAGGCUCAAGGCUCCUCUAGAGCAUAUCAACCUUCACCUGAGAGAAGGAGCUGUCAUACCUACACAGCGUCCCAACACAACCCUGUUUGUGAGCAGUGGUCAGCCGCUCCACCUCGUGUCCAGUCUGUCUGAAGACGGCUCGGCUGGAGGAGAGCUGUUCUGGGACGACGGAGAGAGCAUCGACACCUUUGAGACAGACCAGUACGCUCACGUAGUGUUCACUGUGGUGAAGAACACGAUGACAUCGGAGGUGCUGCGACCACGUGGAGGCUUCCUACAUCACCGUGGAAACAGCCUCCUUCUAUGGCGUGAAGGUGGAGCCUACCAGGGUUACGGUCAACUCCCAUGA